GUCUCUCUCCUCAGUUUCUUCCCCAACGCAUCGCCUGAAAACCUCAGAAUUCCGGUGAUCGGAACCCUAACUGUGCUUUUUAUAUUUUUAACCUAACUUACAAACUCAAAUUUCCUCCAAUUUCUUGUUUACAGAAUGGCUGGGAGACACCGCAUUCCACCUCGUGAAGUCUUCAAUGAUCGGCGUGGGUUACCUCCUGAAAGACCUUUUGUCCGUGGUCCUCCUCUGCCACCACCUCAUCCCGCUCUGUUGGAAGAAGAACUUGAAAUACAGCAUGUUGAAAAACGAAGGCUCUUGAAUGAUAACCACAGGCUGGUUGAAGAUAGGAUGGCUCUACAGCGAGAGCUUGCUGGUGCAAGGGAGGAAAUUCAUCGCAUGAAUAUUGUCAUUGCUGAAAUUUGUGCAGAAAAAGAAAUGCACUCAAGAGAGCUUAUUGAGAAAGGCUUGAAACUAGAGGCAGAACUUCGUGCAACUGAGCCUUUAAAAAAAGACAGCCUGCAGCUCCGCACAGAAGUUCAGAAGCUAAAUAACAUUAAGCAGGAGCUCACUGGCCAAACUCAGACCCUCAAACAAGAUGUUGCAAAACUGCAAGCUGAGAAUCAACAGAUACCUCUUCUAAGGGCAGAGAUUGAUAGCCUGCGCCAGGAAUUAAUGCAUGCUAGGACUGCUAUUGAUUAUGAAAAAAAGGCAAAUAUUGAGCUGAUGGAACAGAGGCAAGCGAUGGAGAAGAACAUGGUCUCAAUGGCACGUGAAGUUGAAAAGUUACGUGCAGAGCUCACUAAUGUAGAUGGUAGACCAUGGGGUGCUGCAUAUGGGUUGAAAUUCAACAGUGCAGAGGGUUCUUUUCCUGGUCCAUUUGAUGGAUAUGGGAUUCAUCGGGGUGCUCCAGACAAGGGUCCUUUCUAUGGUCCAGGUCCUGCUUGGAAAAAGCCUCGGAUUCCCUGAUGUUGAGGUGUGGAGAAUCAUUCCCAGAAAGGGAACUUGCUGUGCUGCCAGCUAGUGAGUUCAACCUAUAUGAAUGAUCAAUAAGGGAUUAAGUGUUUAUCAUCCAUUUCCACAUGUGACUUCAGUACUUUUUUUUAAUCUAAAUGCAUUGUUAGUCAUUCUAAACUAUUUACAUAGAUUUAUUUUUUCUUUGUUUUAAUCUAUAGAGACAAUGCUUGAGAUUAGGGUACUGUAAUUCUAUUAGUGUACACUACUAGUUAAUCUGAAUGUCUGUCAUGUUAGUUGCUGACCUUUCUUGAAUUACAUGUAUAUGAGUUUCUUGAAUUACAUGUAUAUGAGUGAUCUUGGUGUGCGGAGGUGUAUCAUCUGUAAACUUGCUUCGAGGAAGGUAUCAUUUAUGGAUGCAGAUCUCUAACAUUCUGCGUACAUGCCAUUCUAUUUUAGAUGAAUGGGGUAGCUUUUCUUGUGGAAGAUUGUAGUGCUCUCUUAAGAUAAGUGAUUUUAGCGUUGAGGAUUUUGAAGUUGCAUUCUCUUUGCCACCAGUAGAAAUCCCAAAGAGAGAAUUCUUAUUGUUUAGUGUUUUAGCUGUAAGCGAGCUAUAUUGUUCUGGCAAUUUCUAUUAGGAAGUUAUCAAGAAUGAUUUGGUGCUAUAGAACAAAGCGUUCGGCAUUUUCUUUUAAGUUGUCUCUGGUGCAGUUUGCAAUUUAAGUUUCAAUGGAUGUCUCUGCUAGCACAAGCAGUGGGAUGAAUUAGGUUAAUAUUCAAUCUAUGUUAGUUUCUUCAGGUUUUUCUGUGAUGCAAUUAGAGGCAUUUGAAGAGUUAAAUUGUGGCUUUCUCCCAAGGAAUGGUUAAUUGGGGUCAUCUUUCUUACAAGUGAAUGAUGCUUAUAGAGUCAUGAGAAUGAAGAUAGAUUUGUUUUGAUUUCUGUGUUGAUGUAGGGGUGGAGAGUUGGUGAUGCUAUGUGAAAGGC
Rubroshorea leprosula is the source of this 1915-nucleotide messenger RNA. NCBI's taxonomy places the organism in Eukaryota, Viridiplantae, Streptophyta, Magnoliopsida, Malvales, Dipterocarpaceae. The record is from the annotation of a GenBank genome assembly.